CACACUUACUCGGCAACUGAUUUCAGUCGUGGGAACAGGCAGCGGAUACGAAGCAAAACAAGAAGAAGGGAGAAGAGAAGCAAACACAGCAAGCAGCCACCACAAGUGCACACAAGAGAACGCAGCGCGCACAGGUGACCAAAACAGGCUGAGACGAGCACGACCUGCCAAACCAGCACCCGCAAGAACCGGCCAAGACGGAGCAAGGGAAGCAGAGGCUGGGCGCUGGGGCAGGCUUCGGCGCGUGGGAGGGCGAAGACGACCGACGCGCCGCCGCCUUUGGAGCGCACGCUGCCGAGCUUGCGGCAGAGCGAGGUGAAGCACACCGACACAGCCAUCCAGGAGCACCGGCGACAUUUUCAGAGGCAGUACGCGCAGGCAUGCCGAGGCGAAGGGGCCCGAUGUCCAAGAUGCAGCUGAUCGGCCUUUUCCUCUUCGUGGCUGGCCUGAUUGCCGUGUUCUUCUCCUUUGAGGACCCAUGCCCAAACCCAAGAGUUGCAGCAGUCGCUGAGGGUGGAAACACGCAGGAUGCAUUGGGGAGUGGAGAGGCUGAGUGCAGCCGCAGCGGCCGUAACUUCUUGUUGGGGUCCGGCAUCAUUAUGAUCCUCCUGUUUUGCUGCUGCCCAGCGUUUGCGUUGGGAGACGCGCGUCCGUUCUACGAGCAGUUCCCCUGGCUUCGCCGCGCCAUGAACCGAAGAAGACAGAAAGCAGACGGCACAUACCGUGCCCACGCCGCCAGCUUGAAGGAGCAGCACCUCUAGGAAAACCCUUGUGCGAUACUUUUGUAAUGUCGCUGUGUGUAUGUGUGUGAGUGUGUGUGAGUGUGUGUGUGUGUGUGGGUGUGUUCGGUUUUGGAUUGCUUUGAGCUUUCAGGUCCUUGAUGGUUAAAUUCAGUGGGCCACUCACAACGCUAUGUUCCCCCAAGUUAGCGAGAAGUUGCCACUUGUGUGCGUGUUGGAGCCUUUCAGUUCUCCUUAUGUGUGUGUGUGCGUGUUGGAGCCUUUCAG
This is a messenger RNA of Salpingoeca rosetta, 1007 nucleotides long. RefSeq lists its product as uncharacterized. The record is from RefSeq and is a predicted model, not a curated record. The transcript has a single exon. NCBI's taxonomy places the organism in Eukaryota, Choanoflagellata, Craspedida, Salpingoecidae. Bases 381 to 761 code for a protein of 126 amino acids.